Messenger RNA from Peromyscus leucopus (white-footed mouse), 2730 nucleotides. RefSeq names its product flotillin 2 (gene Flot2). Gene Ontology annotation, cellular component: plasma membrane. The record is from RefSeq and is a predicted model, not a curated record. The transcript has 12 exons. Bases 372 to 1511 code for a protein of 379 amino acids. Gene Ontology annotation, biological process: protein localization to plasma membrane; regulation of myoblast differentiation. NCBI's taxonomy places the organism in Eukaryota, Metazoa, Chordata, Mammalia, Rodentia, Cricetidae.
CCGCAGCCGCGGAGGGGCGUAGGCAGGCGACGCGGGGGGAGGCGGGAUAGGCUGGGCGCGGCCGGUGCUGCGGACCCUCCACAGCCCUCCGGGUCACUGCAGACCAAGGGCCUGCUUGCCUACCUGCGGCGCCAUGGGCAAUUGCCACACGGUAGGGCCCAACGAGGCACUGGUGGUCUCAGGGGGCUGCUGUGGCUCCGACUACAAACAGUAUGUGUUUGGCGGCUGGGCCUGGGCCUGGUGGUGUAUCUCGGACACUCAAAGACUGUCUCUGGAGGUUAUGACCAUCCUGUGUCGCUGUGAGAAUAUUGAGACGUCGGAGGGGGUCCCGCUAUUCGUAACAGGGGUUGCACAGGAUUUCCCUAGAGAUUAUGACGUUGCAGCCCCGCUGUGAGGACGUAGAGACGGCCGAGGGGGUAGCUUUAACUGUGACUGGUGUCGCCCAGGUGAAGAUCAUGACCGAGAAGGAACUCCUGGCCGUGGCCUGUGAACAGUUCCUGGGCAAGCAUGUGCAGGACAUUAAGAACGUCGUCCUACAGACCCUGGAAGGGCAUCUACGCUCCAUCCUUGGGACUCUGACUGUGGAACAGAUUUAUCAGGACCGAGACCAGUUUGCCAAGCUGGUCCGGGAAGUGGCAGCCCCCGAUGUUGGCCGUAUGGGCAUCGAAAUCCUCAGCUUCACCAUCAAGGACGUUUAUGACAAAGUAGACUAUCUGAGCUCCCUGGGCAAGACACAGACUGCAGUGGUGCAGAGAGACGCAGACAUUGGUGUGGCAGAGGCAGAACGGGACGCGGGCAUCCGGGAAGCUGAGUGCAAGAAGGAGAUGCUAGAUGUGAAGUUCAUGGCAGACACCAAGAUUGCCGACUCCAAGAGAGCCUUUGAGUUGCAAAAGUCAGCCUUCAGCGAAGAGGUCAACAUGAAGACGGCUGAGGCCCAGCUGGCCUACGAGCUGCAGGGGGCCCGAGAGCAGCAGAAGAUCCGGCAGGAAGAGAUUGAGAUUGAGGUAGUGCAGCGCAAGAAGCAGAUCGCUGUGGAGACCCAGGAGAUCCUCCGCACGGACAAGGAGCUCAUCGCCACCGUGCGCCGCCCUGCAGAGGCAGAGGCCCACCGCAUCCAGCAGAUUGCUGAGGGCGAGAAGGUGAAGCAAGUCCUGUUGGCACAAGCAGAAGCUGAGAAGAUUCGCAAAAUCGGAGAGGCAGAGGCAGCAGUCAUUGAGGCAAUGGGCAAGGCCGAGGCUGAGAGGAUGAAGCUCAAGGCUGAGGCCUACCAGAAGUACGGGGACGCGGCCAAGAUGGCCUUGGUGCUGGAGGCCCUUCCCCAGAUUGCUGCCAAAAUCUCCGCCCCGCUGACCAAAGUCGAUGAGAUUGUCGUUCUCAGUGGGGACAACAGCAAGGUGACGUCAGAAGUGAACCGGCUGCUGGCAGAGCUGCCUGCCUCUGUGCAUGCCCUCACCGGUGUGGACCUCUCCAAGAUACCCCUGAUCAAGAACGCCACUGGUGCACAGGUGUGAGGCUCCUGCAGACGCACGGCCUUCAGCAGCUGCCUACCUUCCCAGCACCUCCUAACAUCACAGGGACAACGAGGACGUUACUACUCUGGUGCCUUAUUUUGCAGGGACCAGAACUGCUGCGUGUUCAGGCCAUCUCUGGCUAGCCUCCCUCCUCUCCCGUUAGCCCUUUCUUCCUCUCUCUCCCCCACACCCUCCCAUCAACUGCCACAUUCAUCUAGUGUGUUUUCUCUUCUGCCAUAUGUGCCUCUUCCUCUGUCUAUCUGUUUCUCUCCCCCCUUUCUUCUCACCUCCACACACAUCAGAUAGUUGAAGCUGAAAUUGAAGUUGUUUAUGAUAAUCACUGUCUGUCUGUAAGGAGUGGCCCCACUGCUCCUCAGAAUCCUGGUGCCUUCAAUUCUACAUGUCUCUGUCUGUCUUCCCUAGCCCUGGCAGAACCCAGCAUGGGUACAAGGGUUCUGGGUGGGACACUCACUCUCCUUUCUCCUGGUCUGAGCUUCCUAAACUCUGUUACAGGAAGCCCACAACCCACACACUCCUGCCCUUUGAGGCUUGAGUGGCCAUGGCCUAUUGGGCCCAGAGUAAUGCCCUGCACACACCCCAGGCCCGGGCCCGCUGUUUCCCUGCCCCUCUCCCCUGCAUCCCAGAGGCACAGAGGCAAGGCCUCCUGUCUCAGCGGCUUCCUCAGUUUACUACUGCCUUAGGAGGCCCUGCUCGUGUGCUCAGGGACAUCCCCUUCACUGGCUUGUCCUUGACUGGUGGGGUGGGUCUCUGUCCAGUUCCGCUAAGUCUUUCCCAGGUCAGUGUCUAGCUCCGUUGGGGACAGGAAAGUCUAUGGCUCUUCCUGCCAGUGCUACGCUGUCCUGGGCAUGGGGCUCUCCCAGGAGGCAAGGCUGUGCCAACCCUAAGAGAACCAAGUGCUAUAGACUGGCCAAACCUCACUCUAUGCCAUGUUCUUCUGGGCCAGCACGAUGGGGUUCUAGCCAUGGGAAGCAGCUAAAUCUUCUGUGUCUUUGCACCAUUGGUGGCAGAAGAGCCCAAUGCCCAAGUAUCCUAGUAGGGGUGCAAGGGUGUCCCAUGGUCCCAGUCCCCACUCCUGGCCCCGCCCCAGCCUGUGUAGCUGUUCUGCAUGUGAAUGCUGCAUGUCUGGUCUGGGGUUUGGAUGUUGCACUGCCCCACUACCUGGCCCCUCUGGUGAAAAUAAAGAUCUCUUAUGCCCACA